AUGCCGUCCAUCAUCCUGGAUGAUGCCGACCGGCUCCGUCAGCGUUGGACGGAGCUGGUCACCGACGUGACGCCUUCACACCUCCCCACGGGUCUUUUUUCGAAACGGCGGACCAAAUCUCGCUUGGGGAAGUUAGAGAUCGACCUCGAUGUAUCCCUGAUGCAAGCAUGUUCUCAGAAGCACGAUGUGUCUGCCUUGGAUCUUGUCCAAGCGGCAUGGGCUGCCAUGCUGCGCUCCUAUUCUGGCUCCGAUGACAUUACUUACGGGGGCAUCGGUCUCCAACCCUUCAACGUGAAGCAACAAGUGACGGACGCAGCUCUGUGCCGGGUACGGCUGGAGCCAGACGUCUCCAUUCUCUCGAUUCCACAGCAGACCCUGAAAGAAGGGCCACAAACCGCGGACCUGCUGCUCCCUUUUCCAGAAGCCUUGCAGGUUCUCACCAGUCUGGACCCACAGCCGUGUAAUACCGCAAUCUGGCUGCGGGACUCAACUUCCAAGGCUGAAAUCUCUGAGAAUGAGAUUGUCGGCGACAAGACUUUUGACUACGUCCUACAGAUUGAUCCCUCUUUAUCCACUCUAGACUUAAUAUACCACAAACCCACGGUCUCGCAAGCCCAGGCCGAGUAUAUCGCUAAUACCUUCGCCGAUAUCCUACAUACUGUCUGCUCUGAUCCCUCCAAGCCGGUGUCCACUCUGUGCCACCCAAGUGAAUUGGAUACGCUUCAGAUUGGAGCGUGGAACCGCAUCCUUCCGAAGGGGAGUGCAGUGUGCGUCGACCGUUUGAUCGAAGAGGCUGCACAGCGUACCCCCAAUGCCCCCGCCGUCUUCUCAUGGGAUGGCCAGAUGACGUACGCCCAGUUCAACCAGACCGCAUGCCGUGUAGCAAACUAUUUGGAGUCAGUCGGCGUGCGUCGGAACCAGCUGGUUCCAGUCUGUUUUGAAAAGUCCCGCUGGACCAUCAUCACUAUGAUCGCCUUGUGGAAGGUCGGUGCCGCCUGGGUGCCUCUAGACCCACGCCAUCCACGCCAGCGUAUCGAGACAAUUGUCGAAAGCGUAGAGGCCCCGACGGUCAUUACCUCCGAGGCCAACCAGGCGCUGCUGGCCGGUAUCGCCCCGCAGGUGAUCACAGUAGACGCCGCUCUCAUUGAGACGAUCGAGACGAGCUCGGAUGUCGAGUUCGAGUCGCGAUCGCAGCCACACGACAUCUCUUUUGUCAUUUUCGCCCGCUCUCUCAGGACAGAGGAUGCUCCUACCUUGAAGACACUCAUCCUGGCUGGUGAAGCAGUCGCCCAGGACAUUAUUGACCGCUGGGCUGCCGUCGCUCGCUUGAUCAACAUCUACGGUGCCAGCGAGUGCUCGGUCUGUAUGAUCGGACCCAUGGUCACGGACACACCGCGCAGCUGCAUCGGCCGAGCUGUCGGCGCUCUCUCGUGGAUCGUCGAUGCGAACGACCACGACCGGCUGGUUCCGAUCGGAGCAGCAGGAGAGUUGAUUAUGGAGGGUCCCACCCUGGCGCAUGGCUACCUGGCCGACCCCGAGCGUACCCAAGCCGUCUACAUCAAGGACCCCAAGUGGGCACAGCAACCGGGCAUCACCCGGCAAUUCUACAAAACGGGCGACCUCGCUCGCUACGGCGACGACGGUAGGAUUCACCUGAUCGGCCGGAAGGACUUGCAGGUCAAGAUCCGUGGGCAGAGAGUAGAGCUGACCGAGAUCGAGGCGCACAUGCGCGCCAUCAACAACCAGGUCAAGACCGCCGUGUCGAUGGUGCACCCACAGGGCAAGGCCAUGCUGGUUGCCUUCAUCUCCAGCCAGAGUGGCUUCGGCCCGGAGUUCCAGCACCCCUUCCAUGCUACGCCUGAGGAUCAUCCCAACAUCGCGGGCAUCGCCUCGCAGAUGAACAGCGAGCUUGCGCAGAGACUUCCGCCGUACAUGGUUCCCUCUGCGUUCAUCCCGCUCGCGUACAUGCCCCUGACAGCCUCGGGUAAGACGGACCGACGCAUGAUCACGACCUUCGGCACCGGUCUGUCCUUAUCCGCGCUGGCGGCCCUCGCCGGAGGUACGGCAAAGUCUACGCGCACCAUGCCUUCCACUGCGGAUGAGAAGCAGCUCCAGCAACUGUGGUCUGAGAUCCUGCAUUGCUCGCCCGCGGAGAUCGGCGUGGAGGAUAACUUCUUCCACUUGGGUGGCGACUCCAUCGAGGCGAUGAACCUGGUGCGGCGAUGCCGAGCCGAGGGCUACCAGCUCCAGGUCAGCGAGAUCAUGGACAAUCUCGUGCUGCGCGACAUGGCCAAGGUGAUGGUGCCGGGUCGCUCCUCGACUGAGCUUCCACCUGCAAGGCCCUUCGAGCUUCUCGGCGACGACGAGGAGAGCAUCCGCUCGGAGGUGCAGGCUGCCAGUGGAUUCAAGGAUGCAGAGCUCAUCCAAGAUGCGUAUCCGUGCACACCGCUGCAGACUGGUCUAAUGGCUCUCUCGGCCAAGAUCCCCGGGUCCUACAUCGCCCGCCACACGCUUGAGCUGCCCGCAAACCUGAGCGUGGACCGCUUCAAGGAGCUGUGGGAGAUUGUCGUUGCGAACAAUGACGUGCUGCGUACGAGGAUGGUGGAGACGGACCGCUACGGCACCGUGCAGAUGGUCGGUCGUGACCGCAUCCAAUGGAGCCACGGUAGCGAGUUGGAGGAGUAUCUCCAGGCUGACGAGGCGAUCCCCAUGCACAUGGGUGAUGCUCUCACAAGACACGCUAUCGUCGCCGCUGCAGAUAAGACCUGCUUCGUCCUAACCAUCCACCACGCCAUCUACGACGGUCUGUCUUUGGAGAUGCUGUUCAAUGACCUCCUGGACGCUCUGCAGGGCAGUGUGCCCCCUGCGCGUCCGCAGUUCCGGGAUUUCGUCCAGCACGUGGUGGAGAAGAACAAUGACGAGGCCACGGAGAAGUACUGGCGGAACGAUCUGGCUGAAGGCGACUUGAUCGCGUUUCCCACUCUCCCCUCGGCUACGUAUCAGCCUCUCGCCAACGAGUUGCUCAUCCAUCACCUCAAGAUCCACCGCAAUGGUCCUUCGGACUUCACCACCGCGACUCUGAUCCGUGCGGCUUGGACCCUACUCCAGGCCCGCUACUGUGACUCCCCCGACACGGUCUUCGGCUGCACCGUCAGCGGACGCAAUGCAUCUGUUCGCGGUGUGGAAGACGUGGUCGGACCAAUCAUCGCCACGGUCCCCAUCAAGGCGCACCUCGAGCCCCAGCAGUCCGUCACCGACUACCUCAAGGCCGUCCAUGCUCACUCGGUGGAAAUGACCCCCUACCAGAACUAUGGCCUGCAGAACAUUGCCCGAGUCUGCAACAACGCUCCCUCUGCGUGCAGCUUCCAGACCCUGCUUGUCAUCCAGCCCGCCAGCUCGGUGCCCGAGGCCAGCCUGAUCCAGCCUUUCUCGGCCCCACGCGCGAGCUUCAGCACCGUGGCCCUCACGCUGGAGUGCAGCCUCUCCGCCAACGGGGGAGUCCUGGUGCACGUCCACUUCGACAACGCGGUUCUGCCCCGCGGCCAGGUGGAACGCAUCGUGCAGCAACUCGAGCAUGUCCUGCAACAGCUGGCGCAGGAGCCCGCCAGCCGCACGCUUGCCGACCUCGAGCUAAUCAGCCCCCGCGACAUGCGCGAUCUCCUGCAGUGGAACCGCACGAUCCCCGACGCCACCGAGGACUGCGUCCACAAUCUCAUCGCCAAGAACACCAUGCUGAAUCCGACUGCCCCGGCCGUGUGCGCCUGGGACGGCAACCUCACCUACGCCGAGCUCGAUCACAUCUCCUCGAAGCUCGCCGCCCACCUCAUGAACGCCGGGGUCGGGCCCGAGGUGUUCGUCCCGCUGUGCUUCGAGAAGUCCAUGUGGACGAUCGUCGCCAUGUUGGCGACCAUGAAGGCAGGUGGCGCGUUCGUGCCCAUGGACGCGUCGCAGCCGUCCAGCCGCAUGCAGCUGGUCGUUCAGGAGGUCAACGCGCAUGUGAUGUUAUGCUCGGAGGAGCAGCUGGGCCGGUGCCCGGGGCUCGUCGAGAAGGCGAUCGCCGUCGGACCGGGCAUGGCCCAGGCGUCGAUGCCGCAGAUGUCGCAGACGCCCGUGGCGCCGUCCAACGCCGCGUACGUGAUCUUCACCUCCGGCAGCACGGGCACGCCCAAGGGGUCGGUGGUGGAGCACCGGGCCUUCUGCACGGGGGCGCUCGCCCACAAGGAAGGCCUGCAGAUGGGGCGGCGCGUGCUGCAGUUUGCGUCCUACACGUUCGAUGCGAGUGUGCUGGAGAUUCUGUCGACGCUGGUGCAGGGCAGCUGCGUAUGCGUGCCCUCGGAGGCCGAGCGCCGCGGCAACAUCGCCGAGGCCAUAACGCGCAUGAACGUUGACUGGGCAGUGCUCACCCCCUCCUUCGUCAGCACCAUCGACCCGACCACCGUGCCCACCCUCGAAACCCUCUGUCUGGCCGGCGAGGCCAUGACCGCCACCCACGUCGCCACCUGGACCCCCUAUGUCCGCCUCGUCAACGGCUACGGCCCCAGCGAGUGCUGCGUCUGCAGCUCGUCCAACCGCCGCGUCGUGCCCGGCACCGCGCCCAACGACAUCGGCACCGCCGUCGGCGGCGCCUGCUGGGUGACUGACCGGGACGACCACAACAAGCUGGCCCCCGUGGGCUGCAUCGGCGAGCUGCUGGUCGAGGGCCACACGCUGGCGCGCCACUACCUCAAGAACGCGGAGAAGACCGCCGCGGCGUUCAUCCCGCGGCCCGCGUGGCUGCCCUGGUCGCGCUGCGAGCGGCUGUACAAGACGGGCGAUCUGGUCAGGUACAGCGCCGAUGGGUCGCUGCUGUUCAUCGGCCGCAAGGACACGCAGGUCAAGAUCCGUGGCCAGCGCGUCGAGCUCGGCGAGAUCGAGUACCACCUCUGCCUGCCGGCCGCGGUCUCGCAGGCGAUCGUCUCGUACCCCAAGAAGGGGAUCUACGCCAACAAGCUCAUCGCCACGCUCGAGCUGACCGCCACCACCGGUGACAAGCUCGCCCCAAUAGCUGCUCCCACGCUCGAGAAGACGGGCUUCGAUCUGCCGUCGCUAUCCCGGUCCAUGAUCGAGACCCUCCCCGCGCACAUGGUGCCCGUGAUUUGGAUCGUGGUGGAGAAGAUCCCCAGCUCGUCGUCGACGAAGAUCGACCGCAAGACGGUGGACACGUGGCUGGCGCAGCUGCCGGCGGACUUCCCGCCGACGAUGGGCGUGAAGCGCAACGAGCCCACCGUGUCCGCACUGCGGCCGGACGAGGGCAAGGCGCUGGCGAUCAGCCACAAGAUCGCCAGCCUGGUCAGCCGCGACGACGCCGGCGGCGGCAGUCCGCUGCAGGGCCACGACUUCAACAUCGCCUCAAUGGGCAUCGACUCGGUGCAGGUCAUCAGCCUGGCCAGCUUUCUCAAGCAGACCUACGGCGUCAAGGUCGACGUCUCACGCAUCCUGGACGGACAGAUGACCGUGCGCUCGCUGGCCGCCCUCCUCGACGCCGAGCUCACCGGCACUGCCCCCGCCACCGCAUCCCCGGCCUCCUCCUUCGACGCGAUGAAGGAAGCCACCGCGCUCAUGAAGUCAAUCAUCACACGCAGUCCCGUCAAGAAGACCGUCUUCGUCACCGGCGUGACGGGCUUCCUGGGCACACAGAUCCUGCGCCAGCUGUGCGAUCGCCCGGACGUCGGACGGGUCAUCGCGCACGUGCGCGCCGCGACGCCCUCCGAGGCGUUCAUGCGCGUCAAGGACGCCGCCGUGCGCGCGCAGUGGUGGGCGGACGACUACCUGGCCAAGCUGGACGUGUGGGCGGGCAACCUCGCGCAGCCGCAACUGGGCCUCAAGCCCAAGCAAUGGGCCUCCCUCACAGGCGAGAGCCCCAACGAAGGCGGGCUGGUGCACGCGAUCAUCCACGCGGGGGCCGCGGUGAACUGGAACGCAGGGACGGAGGUGUUGCGCGCGGCGAACGUGGACUCGACGGCGGAGCUGAUCAAGGCGGCAGUCAGCUCGCCGGCGCGGCCGCGGCUGGUCUACGUCUCCGGCGGGCACCGGUGGCACCCGGACGAGGACGACCGGGAGAUCGCGGCGGAGGUGGCGCACGCCAACGGGUACGCGCAGACCAAGUACGUGUCGGAGCUGCUGGUGAAGCAGUUCGCGGGGCGGUACGCGAGCCAGUUCGCGAUCGUCAAGCCGGGGCUGAUCCUGGGCACGCCGGAGGAGGGGGUGGCCAACACGGACGACUUCGUGUGGCGGCUGGCGUCGGCGGUGGUGGACGCGCGCUGCUACAGCCGCGACGUCGGCGAGAGCUCGUGGAUGUUCGUCACCAGCAGCACGCGCGUCGCCGAGGAGACCAUCCACCAGGCCUUCUGCCCCGCCGACGCCAUGCGCACCGUCACCUUCAUGACCGACGGCAUCACCGAGCGCGAGUUCUGGGACAUCUUCCACCACGAGCUGCAGUACCCGCUCCGCGCCGUGGACCAUGCCACUUACCUCGAGACCCUGCACCAGGCCAUCCAGCGCGACGCCACCGGCCAUCCGCUGUGGCCGGUGAUGCAGGUGUUCGAGGCGAUCGACGGCCGGCUCGGCGGCGGCGAUGUCCUGCCCGAUGCCAGUGUGGUGACCCCCUCGCAACGCCAGCAUGUCAAGGCCACCGUCCGCCGCAAUGUGCAAUUCCUGGUGGACGCGGGCUUCAUCGCGAGCCCCACGGGCAAGAAGAUGCGCUACAUGGCCGAGAAGGUGUUCCAGCGGUCGGGCAAUGUGUGGGAGAAUGUCAAGGGGAUGGUUAAUGGACUAGCUUAG
Aspergillus japonicus CBS 114.51 is the source of this 6819-nucleotide messenger RNA. RefSeq lists its product as uncharacterized. Gene Ontology annotation, molecular function: phosphopantetheine binding; catalytic activity. The transcript has 3 exons. Gene Ontology annotation, biological process: secondary metabolite biosynthetic process; amino acid activation for nonribosomal peptide biosynthetic process. The record is from RefSeq and is a predicted model, not a curated record. The coding region runs from base 1 to 6819 and encodes 2272 amino acids. NCBI's taxonomy places the organism in Eukaryota, Fungi, Ascomycota, Eurotiomycetes, Eurotiales, Aspergillaceae. Gene Ontology annotation, cellular component: cytoplasm.